GGUUCGUCGCGGGGUGGGCUGAGUACAUGGCGCCCAGCGGCAUGUGUGUGUGGGUUCGUGCCCUAGAAACAUUGUGGAUUUGCUUACCUACCUCCUUCUGAAGACUAGAGGUCGGCCGACAGGUUUGGGAGGUUUGAAAUGCGGGGCUGAUUUCUUCCCUGUUUUCCGGUUCUGCCCGCGGGAACCUUCAGGAAAGCGUGGAAAGACGGGAAGGGCGUGCGCCUGCUGACCGGCCCCUUGCUGCCUCUGCACGGUCGUGGUGUCCCGCCUUGCGCUGCUAUAUGGAGUCAUUCGCUUGUCGCUUCUGGCCUACCUUUGUUAAUAGAAGUGCAAACGGAUGCAUUGAGAAGGGGGAAAGGGUAUUAAAAGAUCUUUACCCUACUCACCUUCCCGAAAGGCCCCAAAGACUUUGCAGAUUUAUCUAGUUUACCUGCAUGAGCACUUGAAUGUUCAGCGGACUAGGGCUUCAGUAUUAAAGAGUGGGAACUCCUGGCGUUUUAAGGGAUUUGUUACAGUUCCUAAACUGACUUUUGACCACCAUCCAACACCUGCAGCUUGAGAUUCCUGAGCGUCUUACCAUCCUACGGCUCCAACAUGUUCUGUUGGUUAAGUCGACUGUGCAGGGGAUUAUCCACACCCACCAGAAGGACCACCCAGUUGAUCUGGAGUUCUGCCUCCCGAAGUCUGGUACUGAGUUCACAGAGGAGAAUUCCAGAACUCAGUAGCUUUGUUGCCCGGACCAACACGUGUGGAGAGUUGCGUUCUUCUCACUUAGGCCAAGAAGUCACCUUGUGUGGAUGGAUUCAGUUCCGAAGGCAAAAUAUCUUCCUGGUCCUAAGAGAUUUCCAUGGACUUGUUCAAGUUGUCAUUCCCCAGGAUGAGUCUGCUGCUUCGGUGAAGAAGAUUUUAUGUGAAGCCCCCAUGGAGUCUGUGGUGCAGGUGUCUGGGACAGUAAUUUCCCGACCUCCAGGACAGAAGAAUCCAAAAAUGCCAACAGGUGAGAUUGAAAUCAAAGUUAAGACAGCUAAACUUCUGAAUUCCUGCAAGAAGCUGCCCUUUGAAAUUAAGGACUUUAUGAAGAAAACAGAGGCUCUUCGUUUGCAGUACCGCUACUUAGAUUUGCGUAGUGUCCAAAUGCAGUAUAACCUGCGACUGAGAUCCCAGAUGGUCAUGAAAAUGCGGGAAUAUCUCUGUAAUCUACAUGGUUUUGUAGAUGUAGAAACACCAACAUUAUUCAAGAGGACUCCAGGGGGUGCAAAAGAGUUUGUUAUACCAUCCAGGGAACCUGGGAAGUUUUAUUCUCUCCCUCAGAGUCCUCAACAGUUUAAGCAGCUUCUGAUGGUUGGUGGUCUAGACAGAUAUUUUCAGGUUGCCCGAUGUUAUCGAGAUGAAGGUUCGAGACCAGACAGACAGCCCGAAUUUACUCAGAUUGACAUAGAGAUGUCCUUUGUAGACCAGACGGGUGUCCAGAGUCUAAUUGAGGGCUUGCUCCAGUAUUCGUGGCCCAGUGACAAAGAUCCUGUGGUGGUCCCUUUUCCUUCUAUGCCUUUUGCUGAGGCACUGGCCAGCUAUGGAACUGAUAAACCUGACACUCGCUUUGGGAUGAAGAUUGUAGAUAUCAGUGACAUGUUCAGAAACACAGAAGUUGGAUUUCUCCAAGAUGCCCUUAGUAAACCCCAAGGAACUGUCAAAGCCAUAUGUAUCCGUAAAGGAGCAAAAUACUUCAAAAGGAAGGACAUUGAGUCCAUUAGAAAAUUUGCAGCUGACCAUUUUAAUGAGGAAGUCUUACCUAUAUUCCUGAAAACCAGUGAAACCUGGAAUUCUCCAGUUGCUAAGUUCAUAAUGGAGGAGCAAGGCUUGGGACUCGUCAAACUGUUGGAGACCCAAGAGGAGGAUGUGGUCCUGCUCACUGCCGGAGAGCACAAGAAAGCAUGCUCUUUGAUGGGAAAAUUACGACUGGAGUGUGCUGACCUUCUAGAAGCAAGAGGAGUGGUGCUUCGUGACCCAGCUCUGUUCUCUUUCCUUUGGGUGGUGGAUUUCCCCCUCUUCCUUCCCAAGGAGGAAAACCCCCAAGAGCUGGAGUCAGCCCACCACCCAUUUACUGCUCCCCAUCCAAAUGACAUUCACCUUCUUUACACUGAGCCCCACAAGGUCCGUAGCCAACACUAUGACUUGGUUUUAAACGGCAAUGAGAUAGGAGGUGGUUCUAUCCGAAUUCAUAAUUCAGAGAUUCAGCAUUACAUCCUGGCCACAGUACUAAAGGAAGAUGUGAAAUUGCUCUCCCAUCUGCUCCAGGCUUUAGAUUAUGGGGCGCCCCCUCAUGGAGGAAUUGCCUUAGGGUUAGACAGACUGAUGUGCCUUGUCACUGGAGCACCAAGCAUCAGAGAUGUCAUCGCCUUCCCCAAAUCCUUCCGUGGGCACGACCUCAUGAGCAAUGCCCCAGAUUUUAUCCCUCCUGAGGAACUGAAGCCCUAUCACAUCCAGGUCUCCUGGCCAACAGAUGCAGAAACAGAAAAGAGCUCAUCGAAUCAUCCAUGCCUUUCAGAAAGUUGAGCUGUUGAAUUUUGUCCUUUGUUUCCCCAAGGCUAAAAUCAGAUCUGGAGUUCAGCCACAGAUCUGACUUCAAGUUUUUAGAUGGAAGAAAUCCAGGCUACAGUCUUCACCUCAAUGAAGAAACAGUAUCCAGUUUUCAUGAUAACAUGCAUUACUAGGAUUAUUUAUUUGGAGCUUUUUUAAAAUCACAUUUUUUAUACUCAGAUAGUAGACUGUUCUCUUAGGACAGAGGUAGUCAAAUCACAUGUAAAAAUGUGGGAAAAUUCUUGCCCUAUUAGACUGGUCAGUUGAUGGAGGCAUCAGUACAACCAGCUUCACCAAGAGAAUCCUAUAAAAUAACCUGGAUAAUGACAUUUAUACUAUCAAUGUAAUAUAGUGAGAAGUAACAUGACAUAAAGCAAAAAAAAAAAAAAUCACUGAAAUAAAGGUCACAAAGUGUUAAUCAGUGCUUUACCCCACAAGUUGUAUAAAUCUCUCUUGGCCUCCCUUUCUGCAUAUAUGAAAUAUAAACAUCCCUGAAUCCCUCUUCUUGUCAGAAUCCUAGGAGAUGAAUAUUAUGUGGAAGAUAACGUGAGUAAAUAUGCUCUGAAAACCUUUCAGGCAUUACUUAAAUGAAAUAUUAUCCACCUGGAAACAGAAUACUGGUAUUUUAUACUAAAAUACUAUGUACUUUAUAAUUUUAGGUUAAACAAAACUGACAUCUGUGGUAAAAAGGAAAACAGUAAUCUCACUAAUCAUUAUUGUUUAUAUUUCUAUUUUUUAAAUAAUCAUGAAUCCCUGAAUAAAUUUUCCUCAAUUAUAACUAAAAAUAUUAACCAUAAAGCAACCUCAAAUGUAGAAAAGUGAACACUGGAAUUUACUCAUUUUUUUACACGUUUUGUUGACACAAAUAAAGACUUAUAAAAUGGGAA
This is a messenger RNA of Capra hircus (goat), 3464 nucleotides long. RefSeq names its product aspartyl-tRNA synthetase 2, mitochondrial (gene DARS2). Gene Ontology annotation, biological process: aspartyl-tRNA aminoacylation. The transcript is spliced from 17 exons. The coding region runs from base 595 to 2553 and encodes 652 amino acids. Gene Ontology annotation, molecular function: aspartate-tRNA ligase activity; nucleic acid binding; ATP binding. NCBI's taxonomy places the organism in Eukaryota, Metazoa, Chordata, Mammalia, Artiodactyla, Bovidae. Gene Ontology annotation, cellular component: cytoplasm; mitochondrion. The record is from RefSeq and is a predicted model, not a curated record.